Messenger RNA from Caenorhabditis auriculariae, 8965 nucleotides. Lineage: Eukaryota; Metazoa; Nematoda; Chromadorea; Rhabditida; Rhabditidae. The record is from the annotation of a GenBank genome assembly.
AUGAUUGAACUUGUCAGUCUCAGUGCACUGCCCGAGGUGUUGUCAGUGAGCUGCAAGUGUCGGAUAGUUAGUGCGACUCUCCUCGGGCGACACGCUGCCUCGCCUCCUCGACCGGCAACGUUACCGUGUUCCACGUGCGGAAGCCUCGUUUCCAUUAAUCAAGUCGUUCCGAGAGUUGCGAUCGAUCUCAGCACUUUGUCGAUUUCCCACACCGCUGUCGGUUGCCGCUUCUACAUUGCAACAUCGACAUUUUCCCUCGGAGGUGUUUUUUCCCUUUUUCUUAUCAUAUUCCUUUACCUCUUCUUUUUUUUUCUUGACAGAUUUUGAAGCACGAUUUAUUUAGAUCUUUUUUCCUUAUCUUUUGCUCUGUCUCAAUGUUCAAAUGAAAAAUGUCUUGGAUAUCUUUUCUCAACGAUCGAUCUUCAUUCUAUCGCAACUAUUUUACAGAGUUCAUUCAUGAUUAGGCAGUCUUUCUUGUCUGUGUUCUUUUUCCUCCCCAACUAGAUUAAAGAAAAACGAAACCAACACAUAAACAAGGGAGCGCAAAGUGAUUAGAAUUUUUAAAGUAUUUUUUCGAAUGAAGCAUAUAGUCUUUUUUCGCGUCUUGAAAGGGCGGGACCUCUCUGCGCCCUCCUUAUCUCUCGACGUCCCUCUCAUGUUUACGUGCUGUUUCCAUGUUUCUCUGACCUCGAUGGUGAGGGAACAGAGAGACGCAGACACGCGAAAACUGUCAAAUCGCGGCGGACGGACUAUACUUUACCCCCCAAAAUGGAAUUUCUAGCAACCCAAAUUUUUGGCUUGCAUUUUGUCCCUUUUUUUUCUGAAUUCAUAAAAAUAUUUAGAUUUAUUGACUUUUGAUAGGAAAAUCUCAUGAAAUGACAUAUUUGAUUUUGAUAUUUUUCUUGAGGCGCUUUUUUUGUAUUUCUACUCAAGAAUUUUAACUAAGUCACAGGCAGUUGUUUUCCUUCCUUUUUCCAAGGUUUCGUUUUUUUGACGAAAUUUAUUUUGUUAAUUAUUUUUUUGCCUUUUUUUCAAAUUUGAUUCAUGAUCAUAGUUCAAAAAAAGUUUUUUUAUAACUUUUUAAAACAUAUUCUGGAUAUUUUUUUAUUUUAAUAAAGCAAAAAAUGUGAAAAAUAAUGAUCUCACCUCGUCAGCUUUGGCUCAAUUUACUAAAGAAAUCUGCUUUUCAUGUACAGCUCUUCACACGAAGAGUCUUAAGGCACUAGUCUAAAGGUUUGCAGAGAAAUUUUCCGAUUGAUCCAGAACCAGGAUUUCCUAAACUAUCUUGAAAGUUCUAUUAAAUUCUCAGCCGUUGCGCUAUCUUUGUACAAAUGUGUACAUUACUUAUUUCUUUUUUCAUAUAGGUAUGAAGAUUCGAAAACUGUGAGUUGGUUUCAGUUAAUUUGAAUUUUUUUUUUUCAAAAUAGGCCUUUUUUUGCAAACAACAUUCGUUCAUCCAUAAAGUGCUCGCCCACGUCAUCUCCCUUACUUUGUAGACGGGAGUGGUUUCAAAAACUUCUACGGGAAUGAGACCAUCUGCGACCCGAUUUUUUCUUAUUAAGGACCGAAAUUGCACUUCUCUAAGCUUCAUCCGCCCACCAUCGCUUCUUUCGGCAUUUAAGGACAAUUGGAGUCUCGAUUUACUGCAGACGCGGCUCUCUCUGUUGUUUGUCCUCGCUGCGAACGCCGUUGCUCUUUUUUGCGACGUCUUCUUUGAGUCAUUUCUGCGCGACCUUUGCAAGAUUUCGACACAACGGCGCCAAAAAGUCACAGCAAUCGCCGAAAAAAGCGUCGAUUUGCAUACCGUACUCGACCAAUUUCGCGUCCAAAAAAACAGCGUUGUCCGGCUUUCGUGAAAUUUUCGUGUGAACUGGCAGCCUCCGCAGUCCAAUCCUAACAAAAAUGUUUGUUCAAGCAAUUCCACUUGAGUAACCAUCCUUAUAAGAAACUUUUCAGAUCUUUUCAACAGGGCUCUCAUUUUUUGAAGUUUUAAUCCCUUCGUUUUUUUUUCAUUCUGAAACAAACUGUCACCAUUCAUUAACCAUAUGCAUUUGACUUACUGAGUUAAUUGGUGUCUUGACGGCAGACAGAGCUGUAAUUCAUUCACAGAAGUCGUGUGGCGGGAAAGGAUUCAGACCCAAAUUUCGGUGCCUGCUUUCUAAAGACUGAUAAAAAAGAUUAGAAAAUCUGUUUUGCUUCCAGUUUCUUUCUAUUUUUGCUAACCAAAGAAGACGAAAAGCUUGCUGCACCUAGACUUGGACCAAAAAUUUCGCAAACUUGAGAAAUCAGUUUGAAGAACUGAUUUUUGAUUCCAAAAAAUUUCUUUGGAUAGAUGGUCCGAUUUAAAUGAGUUUGAGCGUAGUAUUGAGGAGCUUCUCGACGGUUUCUCCGUGAUCGGCAUCGCCGCAUGUGAAGAUUUGCUUCCGCAAUCCUUUCGUUUCACAUUGUUCUUUGCGUUUGCAGAAGUGUACACCUGGCGAUAGAUCCGAUAUCAGCCGAGUUUUUGAAGUCUGCCGCUUCAGGUGUAUCAUGUAUCGUCGACGUCGACCGUGCUUUUCUAGUUUACUCGAUCAAACCUCGAAGUUUGGGCACGUGAACUCGAGCUCUGAGAUCAGACCAUCGUUCAACUUGAAAAGCUUUCAAAUAUCUAAGCAAGUUUCUCCGAGAAGACAGUCAAUUUCUCUCAUUAUCUAUGAAAAGUUUAUACUUCGUAAGAACCUUUCAGGAUUCCCCUGCUUCGAAAUUUUCUACCACCUACAAGCUUCUAUUGAAAAAAAAAAGUCUGCAAAAGAAGGCCUUUGUUGAGCGAGUUUCUCCCGCGGGUGCGAUUUCGGACUGUGCAGUGCUGCUCAUAUUUUUUCUUCCUUUGCAACAUUAACGCAUUUUCGUCAACUCCAUCCCAAGGCACUUCUCUUUCGUCUUUUCCCACCAAAAACAUCUAUUUUCUGAAGUUUUCGUUCCUUUCUGACAUUUCAAACAAGCUCAGUUUUUACAUCAAUUUUUUGACAUGUUCGCCAUUUUCCUUUUUAUGCUGACAUUUACCGUUCACACACGUUACAUCAACUAUUUCUGCUUCAUAACAAUUAAACUAAGAAUCAUUCUCUACAAAAGCUAACCGGUAUGAUGCGCAUUUCUACACACCUUAAAAUUCUAAUGUUUAACAUUAAUUAAAUUCAAAUUCACUCGUUAUUCUGUUCAUGGAAAUAUUAAUGAAGUCAUCGUAUUGUGUUUGGAAUCUAAAUAAAAAUAUGUCAAAUGUUGCGACCUUUUCACGUGCGAGCUACGUGGUUUUCCCACGCCUUUUGCAUUUGUCUUCCUUUUUCGGCGACGUAUCUGACGCCGGAAAGGCUAAAGAAGCAGCACGAAAAAGGAAGCGCUGAAACGUUAUACGGGGCCUCGACGUCGCCCUCGCGAUGACGUCCGCACACGCACGUCUUCAGCCGUUCGUUGUUUGCAGCCCUCCCACCAUUUGUUAGACAGCGAAGCCGCCGCCAAACCAUGCGCUGAGCCUCAUGUCUUCUCCGACACCGACAUGCCGAUUAUGAACGUCAUCGCGACGGUUCGCCUGCUGCUCUAUCUUCUUACCGUCUUGUCGUCUCUCUGCGACGUUGACGCUGCGAAGUCAUCCGUUUUCUCCACUGUCGACGCCGAAAUGGUCAAGAAAGGUCGGUUGAUUUUAUGGAAGUACCUAUAAGUUAGAGUUAACAGUACAAAGUACUAUUUUCGUUGUAAACUUACAAUCAAAAUUUUUUCAUAGACUGUAUGCAUUAACAUCCACGCGGAAUAUUCACGAAUCCACAAACAUAAAACAAAUUCCGCUUUUAUCUGGAACUAAAAUAAAAGUUUUGCAAAUCCAUGAAAAAUUUUGUUUGAGAAUCUCGAACUGUGGUGUUGUAUUUAUGAACCUCGAAGGCAUGUGCAUACGCGUCAGGAAAUUUUUUAAAUAUUUUUUCUUUUUUUGAAAAUUGUUGAGGAUCUCGAUGUUACAAGAUAAGGUACGUCACAAAAAGUACACACGCUUUAAUUUUAUUACCAAAAAACCUAUCCUGACUACCGUAAUCCGGCCGGCCGCCUUAAACAGGCGUGAACAAUAAAAGGUCAUUCUCAAGGAAACGUUUUUGAGCCGAUCAAAGAGUGAAACGCUGAAAAAACACAUUUUAAACUUCAAAACUAUGUAUAUUUUGUAAGAAACUAGUGAUAAUUUGAGAAGCAAAAGUUGAAAAAAAGCAAAAAAAAAAUAAAAAUAGAGAAAAAUAAAUCUUUCUUUUAUGACGUGUUCAUUGGAGAAACGGAUCCUGCUUCAAAACGAAAAAUCGCGUUCAUCGGCGCGCCAAAGUUGCUCCAAAACAAAAAUUAGUACUGUUUUGGAGCAAUUUUUGCGUUUAGAAUCAAUUUUCGUUUUGUCCGAUGAACAGGCUUGUGCGAGGGCCGGCCCGUCACCCUCCCGGCCCCCGACCAUUUCGUAAGCCCGGCCUUAGCGAGGCCUCAAGAAAAAAUGGCCCGCCCGUACAAAACGCGCAAUUUUCUAAUCGGAUAUCAAGUUUUUUUCUCCGACAAAAAAAUUACGUUUUUUUGCUCAAUUUUUUUCACUCAAAGUUUAACAAAAAAACUAUGAUUUCAAAAAGUAAAAAGUAACAUUUCGGUGAAAAAUUUUUAAGUGAAAUUUCAAUUUUUUUUUUUCGAAGCCCGGCCCGGGCCAGGCCGCCCGGCCUGACGCACAAGCCUGCCGAUGAACACGCCAUUAAAUUUUAAACUUCGCGCGCUCUCGUCAUGAAAAAAAAUUACGAUAGAGCACACAUGAGCAACUUCCUUUUUAAAUUUCUCUCGCCUCUUUUUUGACAAAGUAUAGUCUAGACUCUAGACGCCAUUAUAGAUAGCACUCCCAAAAGUCUCCUCUUGGCGCAUUCCGCGUGCGUGCGCGCGCCAAUUCAAAUUUCGUCUCUUGGACUAGAUUUACAGGCUUCCAGUAUAUGGUUCUUUUUUUGUAUAAUUUUUCUUACUUAUUCAUUUCCAGUUUUUUUAUUUUAUUUAAUAUUGACUCAUUUAGGGAAUCUAACUUUAUUUAAGAAAGUUUUUUUCUUGUUUUAGCGCCAAUUCAAAUUUUCGCCUUCACUCACUUGCACAGGCAAAUGGGGAAGGUACCAUAAUGUGCCCACAAAUAUACCUCUUAAAAAGAAUCUUGAAUAUUCCAUAAUAUGUCCAUCGUGAGACGUCGAGCAUAAAUUUUAGCUCUAGCUGACCAGGGAAUGGUGUCUAGUCGCAGUUGGAUUUCAGAAUGAGACCCAGUCCACUAAAUGAAGUUUUUCAUGCUGUUUCCAAAUCUGUUCUCAAAAAAUGCCGCGGAGGUCCGUGAAAAAAGUUUUUUUUUGGAAAAGUUUUUUUGAGCGGAGAUACGAUUUUUUUCAAAAGCUCCUCGCAUGAUAAGGAAAUUUGCUGCUGAAAAAUUCAUUCUUCGUUUCUCAUGAGCGAAUAGAGAACAACGUGUACAGCUUAUACAAAUUUCAAAGGAAGUCUGAAAAACAGAAUGAAUAAAAAAAUUAGAAAACCGAAAUGACUAAAAAAAUAAUAAUAAUAAAAAAACCUGGGAAGCAUUUCCAGGCUACUCGGUAGCAAUCAAAAAAAUUUCAGGUACUCUGCCCGUAUAUCCAGUUAUCAUAGAUAUGAUACCCGUGUAAAAUUAAUUGGAAGUUUUUUUAUGCAAGAAAAAAAUUAUUCAAAAAAACCAUAUACUGGAAGCCUGUAAAUCUAGUUCAAGAGACGAAAUUUGAAUUGGCGCGCGCACGCACGCGGAAUGCGCCAAGAGGAGACUUUUGGGAGUGCUAUCUAUAAUGGCGUCUCUAGACUCUAUUCCGCGCCAGCUUGUCACGUUUUUGUUACCAAAAAGACCGUAUACCAAAUUAGAUCGAAAUUCUGUUUUUACAACGGCAAGCAGCACCAAAGGUCUUGAAGAGAAAGUUGGUAAAAUUUGACCUGACCUUUUGGCGGAACGAAAAACGUGACAAGCUGCCGCGGAACGGCCUAUAUAAAGUGUUCAUAAUUUCUUCCCCUAUUCUCUUUUUUACUGAAUGAAUGUAUACGUAUAAAAUAAUCAUAUAAUUAUUUUAACAGAGUGUUUGGCCAACAAGGAGUCGGAAGAUAAUUUAUGUUUUUUCAUAAAUCCAAAAUUUUUCUGUGAUUUUCUUGGUAGAAAUACCUCAAACUUAUCAAUCCUCAAUCAGUUUUAUUUUAAAGACAGCUCAAUAAUAAAGUUACAAUCAUAUUUUAGAUGAUACUGGGUACUUGAAUUUUCAUGCUCAAUGAAUGUAAAUCAUGAUUUAGGUUUUUUGCGAAAAUUCGGCCUCGACGACGUUCCAGUACCACAUGGACCGACUAUUUCUAUCCCUACACACGUCUGGGACAUUUACCAUGAUGAGGAUUACGAAGCAGAUUGGGUUCGUCAUUACUAUCCUAAGGUUUGGUUUUAUUUUGUAAUAAUAUUACAAAGACGCCUUUCAGGAGCUUUUGGAGGUAAAUUCAGGUUUGAUCCUGUCUUUCAACUUAUCCGUGGCUGCAAGGAUCGCUUCUGAAGAGAAGGUUGUUAGAGCAUUAAUGAAGGUUUGUUAAUCUAACAAAAAUAAAAGAAAAUCAAUGUUUCAGUUGCGAAUUGACCGGAAAGCCAGUAAAUGCAGUGAGAAAUCUGUUAUUUCUGUGUUUUUUCUUGACGGAAAUCAGGUUCUCAGCUCUCUUUUUUUCUUUUCUGCAAUGAUUUUUUUUUUUGCAGAGAUUGUUGCUGGGCUCCCAGGGCGUUGAGAACGAGACGGAUUGGGUCGAUUUAGACGUAACUGGCGCUUUUUCCACUUCUUCGAUCGAUACUGUCAGUAAAUUUUGUUUUUCGUUUGAUUAGGAAGGUGUGAAAACAAGAAAUUUGACUCAGGUCUUGUUAAUUUGUAAGUCCGGAUAACCAAUUUCAAACUUUUGAAAACAAUGUUUUUCUUUCCGAAUUUUGGUCUUAUGAUGAAAAAAGAAAAAUCCAUCUGAAAAAAAGAUGAAUGAAAAAUUGAAUAUGUCGGCAACGCUGUUUUUGAAACAUUAAAUCCACUUUUUCAAAAAAAAAAAAGAAGAAGACACAGUAUAGCUGAUUCACGGCUGACUUGAGCCAUCGAGAAAAAGGGUCCUGCCACGAAAAGAGACGAGACAGUGCCCUGGUUGGUGGAGAUUGCAGACAGGCCACGCCUUUUUGCGUCCCAAGCUAGCCGUGUAUCGUCUAUAUAUAUAUAUAUACAUUGACAUUUUGUAUCAUCUUCUCUGCUGAAAGUUUUCUUUGAAAGAGAUCGUUUUUUUAUUCUGACAUAAAUAGCUCGAUAGACGUUAAUUAAACUUUUUAAAAAAAGCAGAAAAAAACAACCUAAGAAACUUUAAAAAUUUCAAUAGCUGAACAGAGAAGUAGGUGAAAGUCGACUGUAUGUCAAAUUUUUAAAUAAUAAAUUCAGUCUUUUUUUGUUCUUCUAUUUGUUAUGAAUUUUUUUCCCUUCUCACAGUGAGCAGCAACUUUUGGUUACUCAACGAAAAAAGUUCAUUUUUUUUUGUAGGUCAGUUUUGCGGUUGAGUUUUCGGAAGACCUUUCGCUUCAUGCCGCCGAAGCCACCUCAAUUUCCUCGCUGCCCUUUGCUCGACUGCAAAGUGCUCCUCUAAUUGUUUUCAGGUUUUUUUUUGUCAAAUUGUCGUCUGUCUCGUCGUUUUUUUUUUCUUUUCGAAGAAGUUUUGAGUGGCAUAUUGUUUCAGCGAAUCGUCGAAGCCGUCCCGCGCGCGUCGGAAACGAAGUACAAACGAGCGGAGAGGCCGCCGAAGAAACCGCAAGCACCACAGACACGACGCAGAGUCGCACCUGUGCCGCAAGGCCGAGCUUUACGUUGACUUCGACGAGCUGAACUGGCAGGACUGGAUCAUGGCGCCAAGUUGACUUUGCGUCGUUGAACCGAGUGGCAAUCGAGGCUUUUCAGAAGGUUACUCGGCUGGCCAGUGCAUCGGCGGCUGUCCUCAUCCCAUGCCAGCGCAUCUCAACGCUUCCAACCACGCCAUCAUACAGUCUCUGCUCCACUCGCUCAAUCCCCACGACGUGAGUUUUCGAGACCCGCAUCUGAGAACUAAUUUCACGUCUCCAGGUUCCUCCCCCGAGUUGUGUCCCCACGGAGACGUCACCUCUCAGUAUACUGUACGUCGACGUUGACAAUGUGUGAGUUUGAUCUUCUUGGGCCGAAAUAAAAUAGAAGAGGGUAACACAGAUGUAUCGAUUUGAACCAUGAAUAAGAAAUUUCGAAAACGGAAAGCUCAGAAGUAAGAUUUUAUCGAUUUCUGAAGGAAAGGGAAAGUUUAAAGGUUUCAGCAUUUCAAAGUUAGAACAAAAUAUCAAAAAGCUCGUGCAAGAAAUGGCGUAUUUUUUUUCCCUAUUUCGCAUAGUUUCAAGCUUUAUGUAAUUUGGAAGUUAAGAAAAUAUUGAUAUAGAGCAAUCGCCUCAGAGUUUGCCCGGUUUUCAUUACCCUUUUUUGGCUACUUCUUUCGUAAAGGUUCAAAUCGUGGUACGAAAGAUUUUUUCGAUGCAGCUCAUUUCAGUGUAGUGUUUGGAACGUUUUAUUGAUCUUCUUAAACAGUGUUGAGGGUGAAGCUUUUUUUUUAUUAAAUGAUGAUUUCUUGUAGUCGCCUUUCUUGUAGUCACAUGCGCUGAAUUUCAGCUUUUUAGAGAUAAUAUCUCAAACCUACGUAUCAUCCAUGGCAGGUCUGAUUCUCAAACGCGAACUUCAAGUAACUAGGGUGAAACUAGGAGUUUGCGUAGUCAGCGGCUAAGGGUAUUAAAACCCUCAAUGAAUGUUUGAGCAGAUUAAUUUGUAGUCGCUUAUUGUUUUGCAAGGAACUCAACAAGAACAAGAACUGCAGAAUCGUAAUCAAAGAAUAUCCGGACAUGCGGGUGGAAGCAUGCGGGUGUCGCUGA